This is a messenger RNA of Chlamydomonas reinhardtii, 1056 nucleotides long. RefSeq lists its product as uncharacterized. Bases 332 to 652 code for a protein of 106 amino acids. The record is from RefSeq and is a predicted model, not a curated record. The transcript has a single exon. Lineage: Eukaryota; Viridiplantae; Chlorophyta; Chlorophyceae; Chlamydomonadales; Chlamydomonadaceae.
CGAGUAAGCAGCUGCAAGUCCGGACAGAUAGACCGCUCGGUCAAGCCCCUCAUGCUAUUGGCACAAUGUCCGUGCCUGCAUACUCUCCGGGGUCGCACAACGCACGCAACAUGGACCCCUGCAAUGGACUGCUCAAGCUUUAUCAAGUCUGAAGCGUGCCCGUCUCGAGCAACUUUGUGAGGCCGUGCACCUCUCACGCGCUUCAACACCUGGUACGGAGGGCAUGUCACGGAGCCUUGGAGUUGGAGCUCGCACAGUCCGGCACCCAGGGCAACCAAUAGCCUUGCACCGAUAGCAGUCGAUCGGAGGAAGCAUCUUCGAUAAUAGGAGGAUGGCAAGCAUUCAUCCCCACGCAGCACGUAAGCUGAUUGCGUCAGGUCGGUGGCGGCCUGGCGGGCCAUGCUUCCCGAGGCGGCCGCCCGCACACACGACUCGCCUGCUGCUGGAGAACGACCUCGCUUUCCAGGUGCAGCAGGCGUGGGCGGCGCGCAACAGCGGGCAGCCGCUGAGCCCACAGCAGCAGCUGCUGGUGGAGAACCAGCCAUCUUGGCACCAGAGGUCUGCCAGCAAGGGCGGCACAGAGGCACGUGACCGCCGGAAUUGUGCCCGGGACCCGGACGGCGGAGGAGUUCCUCCAAGGUCAGGAAAAUAAGAAAGGUGCUGAAGGAACUGCGGCAUGCCUGGCGGUGGCUGACCGGCAGCCGGCGCCUGCUGCGGAGGGCCUACAAGGAGUGGGACUGCCUGGAGCCUAGAGUAGAGGGCAACCACAUAUGGAGCCGUGCAGUGGCGGGGCUGACUGGUGUACAGACUCUGGCUCGCGCGAGGAGGCAUGCGACGCAGUGAGACACUGAGCGGUGAGCAGGGGAGAGCGGUGAGCGUUGUGUGGGUGGAGUGCGGUGGGCAUUCAUCCCCACACAGCAAGUGAGCUUCUUGCGUCAGUCCGGUGGCGAGGCAAGCUUCCCGGAGGCGGCCUGCCACCGGAGUGCCGCGGCCACAUGACUCGCACCAACGACACGUACGGCACACUACAAUUGAGCUGGUUGACGCACCUGACCU